AUGGUAAUGAACACCCACACUAGACAGUGCAAGUACACCGCUGCACUCGGCCUAGGGCCUUACGGAGCAGUUACAGCGGGAUGCUCACCGUUCUUUUUUUCCCGGCUGCUUGAUUCUUUUCAAGAUGCCUCGGAUGCCCUGCCUGGUCCACUGGCUGGCAAAAUGGGUCUGGUCAUUUCCAAUACCUACUUCUUCAUUAGCCCGGCCGGCCGAAACCUUCAAGCCCUCUCGGUUAUGCCCAGCCCUUUACGCUGUAGUGUUGGCGAUCUCAUCUGCCAGCGCGCAGUCAGACUCAUGCUGGCUACUCCCACCGCUGUAACGUCUUGCGACGCUAUUACCAUUGCCAAUGGCACGGUCGCGGCGGUGCGCACGUCUCUUUCGCGGCCCUGGCCACCGUCCUAA
Molecule: messenger RNA, 402 nt
Organism: Akanthomyces muscarius
Lineage: Eukaryota; Fungi; Ascomycota; Sordariomycetes; Hypocreales; Cordycipitaceae
Exons: 5
Coding region: 1-402 (133 amino acids)
Source: RefSeq, a predicted model, not a curated record